Molecule: messenger RNA, 1209 nt
Organism: Striga hermonthica
Lineage: Eukaryota; Viridiplantae; Streptophyta; Magnoliopsida; Lamiales; Orobanchaceae
Source: the annotation of a GenBank genome assembly
AUGUCGCUGAGAAGAUCUUUUCUCUCACGGCGGAUCAUUCACCGUUCCUUCGGAAUUUCAAAAUCGUGCCAGGAAAAAUGCGAUUCUCCAUGUCCGCCGUCGGUUUGCUUCGGCGAACACGGUCGCGGUCUCGAUGGGGGGGACGACAAAGAGGAAGGAGGUGAUGACGGCGGUUGUCGCGACAGCGGUAGACGGAAGCAGCUUCAGAAUCACGGCGGCGUCGUUUCGAUGGAUGAAUCCGGGUCAGGAGAGUCGGGUUCGUGGGCGGGCAUGCUGCCGGAGCUGCUGGGGGAAAUAAUGCAGCGGGUCGAGGCGAGCGAGGAGAAAUGGCCCCAGCGGCAGAACGUCGUCGCGUGCGCCUGCGUCUGCAAGCGGUGGAGGGAGGCGGCGAGGGAGGCCGUUGAGAGGGCCGCCGUCAAUGAGCCGGGAAAGAUCACGUUCCCUUCGGCCCUAAAAAAGCAAGGUCCACAGGAUUCUCCAGUUCAAUGUCUUAUAAAACGUGACAAGAAGAAUGCAACAUUUUAUCUUUAUCUUGCUCUCUCACCAUCAUUCACAGACAAAGGAAAGUUUCUCCUAGCCGCACGUAGAUACAGAAGUCGUGCCCACACUGAAUACAUUAUAUCACUCGACGCCAGUGAUCUAUCUCAAGGAAGUAAAGCUUAUGUUGGAAAACUGAGGUCUGAUUUCCUCGGCACAAACUUCACAAUUUAUGACAGCCUGGCGCCCCACAGCCGGGCCAAGCCGUCCAGCAGCCGGGCCUGCCGCCGGAUUGCGAGCAAACAGAUAAGCCCACAAGUCCCGGCCAGCAACUUCGAGGUGGGCCACGUCUCGUAUAAAUUCAACCUCCUCAAAUCGAGGGGCCCAAGGCGGAUGGUGUGCUCCAUCACAUGCCCACCAUCCGAAGAAAAAAAUAAUCCUGAAGGCCCAAUAUCACCCUCUGCAGUUGGGCCUACAGUGGUCUUAAAAAACAAGGCCCCGAGAUGGCACGAGCACUUGGAGUGUUGGUGUUUGAAUUUUCACGGUCGGGUUACAGUUGCCUCGGUUAAGAAUUUCCAAAUGGCUGCAACUAAUGAUGAGGAGACUGUGCUUUUGCAGUUUGGGAAAGUAGGGGACGACACUUUCACGAUGGAUUACCGGAAGCCCUUGUCUGCUUUUCAGGCGUUUGCUAUUUGUCUCACGAGUUUCGGGACGAAGCUGGCCUGCGAGUAA